Messenger RNA from Ilex paraguariensis (yerba mate), 1060 nucleotides. The record is from the annotation of a GenBank genome assembly. NCBI's taxonomy places the organism in Eukaryota, Viridiplantae, Streptophyta, Magnoliopsida, Aquifoliales, Aquifoliaceae.
UUGACACACUGCUCUCUCUCUCUCUCUCUCACACACACACACACACACUCAGAGGAAUGGAACCAAAAGAAAGGGAAUGGGACAAUGUACUUUUUUUAAAUGAUUGAAGUCAUUGGACUAAAUUAUACUGAAAAGAUCAGUUCAAUAUUUAUUCUAUCUCCGUCAUAGCCUCACUCGUUCAUCAUAGAUUCAGUUUCUGAGUAGUUGAAUAUGAAAUUCAGAUAUUUGUUAUCAAGUAUUCUUUCACUUGAUAUGGAAGAACAUGGCAUUGGUUGCAGGAAUGUUGAUGGACAUUGUUUCUCCUUUGUUUCCUUCAGCAUUUGUGUUCGUAGUCUGCUUAGGGAGCUUAUCAAGAUCAUUCACUGGUGUUGCAAGUGGAGCAACCAGAGCUGCUUUGACGCAACAUUUUGCUCUUCAGAAUAAUGCAGCAGAUAUAUCUGCAAAGGGUGUCACAGAAGAUAUCACAUCAUUUGUCUCUUCCGCAGCCCAUUCACUUGGACCACAAGAUCAAGCUUUCAGGGCUGGCAUUGCAUGCUAUGAUAUCUUGGUGGAUGUGCCCUUCCCUAUACAGAAGGAAUUCAAUGCUUUGCUGGCCAACACAGAGAAAACCAAAGAGAUUGAUGCUUGUGAUGAAGCAACUUGUACGGCCAUAAGGAAGAUCCAUGAGCAUCGCAACAGACGGGCAUUCUUUCUUGGAUUCAACCAAUCACCAGUGGAAUUUAUCAAUACUUUGAUUGAAUCUCAAGGCAGAGACUUGAAGCUUACAGCAGGGCAAGCAAGUCGUAGUGCUGAGAAAGAGCAUCGAUUAAAUUUCUACAGGCAACCAUGCCUCUCAAAAGGCACAUCGAACACGCUAAGGGACAUUGAAAUGGUGCAAGAGGAUAUAUGGCAGUAUAUGAGGACUUUUCCCUCAAUUCUAUUCCAAGCAGUCAUAAGGAAGGAGAAUCAAUUGGUUUACCUUAUAGCCUCCAUGACCAGGAAUGGUUCCAUCCCUACACAGUGUGCUGUUAACCCACCUGGUAGAGUCAUACUGCUGGUGAACAAGGAAGCUAGAGAAUGA